GGGGGAGAAGAGUGGCUCAAUCUGCCAUUAGAGAAGGUAGUAGAGAUAAUAUCUGCUGAUGAGCUGGAGGUAGAUAGAGAGGAGCAUGUAUUUGAUGCUUCUACUGCUUGGCUCCACCAUUCUUAUUCCACAAGGGCACCCAUCUUUUACAAGGCCCUGGAGUGUGUGAGGCUGGCACUUGUUAGUCCAUAUUUUUUAGUGGAUGUUGUGGAAGGAGAAAUGGCUGUGAGGUCUUCACCAGAGUGUCGUGUGAUAGUGGAGGAAGCCAGGUUGUACCAUCUCCUUCCUGAUAGACGCCACCAAUUAACAUCACCACGCACCCGCCACAGGCGUAAUACAAAUACCACAACAGUGAUUGUGGCAGUGGGUGGUGAAGACAACAAAUUAGUAUUGCGUUCAGUUGAGUGUUUUGAUCCUCUGGCACACUGUUGGAGAAGCCUCUCGUGUCUGCCAUUUGCUGUCAGUAAACAUGGAUUGGUUGUAUCUGGAGAAAAUGUUUUGUAUUUGGCUGGAGGUGAGUUCCCUGAUGGAACAGUGACUCGAUGUUUGUGGCGCUAUGACCCGGUCUUGGAUGAGUGGCACGACUUGGCACCUAUGUCUAAGCCAAGAUCAGAAUUAGGUUCAGCAACAUUAGAUGGUUAUGUGUAUGCAGUAGGUGGUUGGGAUGGAUCAAAUAGGUUGACUGAUGUAGAACGUUAUGAUCCUCGCACUAACUCUUGGAGUCCAGUGGCUUCCAUGAAAUUGGCCCUUACUUCACCAGCUAUUGCUGCAUGUCAAGGAAAGCUGUAUGUGUGUGGUGGUGCUAUUCUGGAAGAUGGAGAUGGAAUUGAUCUUGUGCAAAUGUAUGACCCCCACACAGAUUCUUGGGAGCAAUUACCCCCAAAGAUUAUUCCCGAAGUGGUUCAGCAGCACAUACUCCUUGGGCUUAUCUAUAUAAUAGGAGGCUGGCAUGCUUCAACUGAGAAUACAAAUAAAGUGGAGAGGUUUGACCCAAGAAACAAGACUUGGGAGACUGUGGCAGGCAUGUGUGAACGUCGUUACAGACCAGGUGUGGCUGUAGUGGAUGGAAAGAUCUACAUUUUAGGAGGAGAAGAUGGAUGGGAACACUUCCAUGACACAAUAGAGUGCUAUAACCCCAGCUCGGAUACCUGGACACAUGUGGGAGAGAUGUUAACAGGUCGAUCAUGGUUAUCUUGUGCACCUCUUAGGAUUAGAAAAGAAGUUUUGGGUGACCUAGCAACACCUCUAUCUUGACAUCCACGAGCCUCCACCAACCAGGCACGCCAAACAUUGUGGAAGUUGCCACCGAGGAUGCCAGUUCAUGAUCUUUAAAGAGGAAUACUUAUAAAGAUCUUUAUGUUGCUUCAAAAAAGGAAAAGAUUUUGAAGGCAUGUGAUAUUAUUAAAAUUUUCCUGCAUUUACUGUAUAGUACUACUGAGGUUUUUGUGACCUCAAAACAAUUUUUAAUUACAGUAGAUUGUUGGAUAACAUGCAAUCUGUUUACAUGUUUUUGCUAUAACACACUUGCAAAGUUGCAGCAUAAUUUUGGUGAACAUGCAGUGGAAUACAUGUAAGGGAAAAUAUGGUACUUGCCACGUUCUUUCCCCUUCAUCUCACAGUGAGCCUCAGUGAGUCUUAGGGGCUAGUGGGUGGGAGUGUGUGAGAGCUAGUGAGAGAGGACAGGGUACAGGGUUAAGAAGGAUGAACGAAGGGGUGGGAGUGGUCCACAGGUGCAUAACACUGGGGCCAGGAGCUAUGAAUCGACCCCUGCAACCACAAAUGGGUGAGUACUGUUGUAACAGUAAACAGCAAAAUAAACCCAGUAAAAAGCAGGGGCACCAUUGGCACAGUAUCAAUGUCCUUGGCCCCAGACUAUUCAGCAUCUUACCAGGAGUUAUCAGGAGCAUUGAUGGGAUAAGUGUAGAAGUCCUCCAUAGAAAACUGGACAAGUAUCUUCACCUCAAGGCAGUAAUAACCCAACAGAAAACUGCAGUAAGAAUUAUCAAUGAAUCCAAUGCAAGACAACACACACUCCCACACACUGUCCACACCAACUGCUCAUUCAGCUUUCCCCUCCCCUCCACCCCAGGGGUACACAACCUUUCUGCACACCCACCAACCUCACCCAUACCACCUUCAAACCUCUACACAUACCACCCGCCCCUGUAAAUUCCCCAUGGCCAUUCGCCUUCACUCGCACCAUCCCAACCAGAAUCCAACCCCACACAAUCCACCCGUACAGUUCCCCCUACUGCCACAUGCCUAUACCUACACUAUUUCCCCCACUGCUACAUUUCCCCAUGAUUUCAUGCCCACACCUUUGACCUUUCACUCUAACACACCAUCCCUAUAUCUCAUUACUGUCUACACCACCAACCACACACUGACCCACCUGGUCACCAAUCACCACACUCACCCACCCAUUCACCAAUUAUCCAGUCACCACCUACACCAGGCAACUGACAACCACACCUUUCACCCACACUACUUCCCCACAGCUAACCCACAUAGCUACAUACCUACACCUUAACCAUGGCCUGCACACCCUAACACACCACACCAUUCACACCUAGUCACCCACCACCCUAACUACCAACUGCACUCACCCACCCAGUCACUCAUCAACUAUAUCACCACCCACACUGGGCCACUGAUACUGCCAUUCACAUGGCCAGACUCCAGUAGUAGAAAAACUCGGACCUCAUCAAAAAUAUACUGCCUCAUUGCUUCCAACAUCCACCCCCACACCCUUCCACUGCCCAGCAUCCUCUACCUCCCAACAGUAGCCUCCAUCUCCUGGCCCCACCCCUCCACCCCCCACAACAGUAGUCCCCAAUCCUCACCCCUUGGUCUCCUCUCCCCCACACCAAACCCACUAAUCCAAACUACUCUAACCCCUCCUUUAUAACACCAUACAGUUGCAAUGAGUAGGACAACCAAACAGGAUCAUUGACUAAUGCACAUCACCACAUCCACCUACAGUUGCAUUAUUAUCAUUGUUUUUUCACAAUUUUAAGAUCUAUAGAAAGUUUGGUUGGCUUUUUGUGGGGUAUGAUGAAUGUAACCCUAUUUUUCCUAUGUGUUCUGCAGUUUAUUUUACACAUUUUUUUAUUACAUGCCGUUUUCAGGAACAUAACUAGUGUGUUAUCCGACAGUCAACUGUAUCGUGUAUUUGAGUAAUAUCAUACAAGUUUAACUUGGCUGUCCAGUCUCUAAUUACUAUACAGUUUGAGUAUUGCUGUUUCUGCUAUUGUAAUUAAAUUCAUAUUUAAGAUUUAUGUCAAUUGGAAAAACAUUCUUUGAAAACUUUAACUUAAAUUUGUUGAGUGGUAUGUGUUAUCAGUAACAUCAGUGUGAUAAUCUCACAUGAGAUGCUAGACUCCACAGAAAGUAUAUUUAAGUUAUGUGCAGUAUCAUAAAAUAUUUAAUAAAUAAUUAAGCAACCUCAAGCAACAGUUGCAAAAAAAAAGUCAUUUAAUUGCCAGUAAAUAAAUUUUAAAUUUUUUUACUAUGCUUUCUGAGGUUAAUUAGGCUGUUAAAUUAACUUUAAUCAUUUAUCUUUGCUUUUCACUAUAUUUGGGCAAGAUGAACAGUUAUAAUGUAGAAACAUUCAAAGAAGAAAAGGUGGAGUUUUGCUUUGUGUUUUGAGCCAGUUUGUUAGGCACUGAUGAUUAAACUUUCUAGUUCAAUUUGUUGUCAAGUUGUCUAGUCUGAUAGUGUGAUACAUAGUUCUAAAAUAUUUGUAGUGAUAUUGUAAACAUAGUUUCUUAAUUAUCCUUUCUUCUUUCUUUCAACACACCGGCCGUAUUCCACCACGGCGGGUGGCCCAAAAGGAAAAACAAAAGCUUCUCCUUUUACAUUUAGUAAUAUAUACAGGAGAAGGGGUUACUAGCCCCUUGCUCCCGGCAUUUUAGUCGCCUCUUACAACACGCAUGGCUUAUGGAGGAAGAAUUCUGUUCCACUUCUCCAUGGAGAGAACAGGAAAUAAACAAGAACAAGAACUAGUAAGAAAAUAGAAGAAAACCCAGAGGGGUGUGUACAUAUAUAUAUGCUUGUACAUGUAUGUGAAGUGUGACCUAAGUGUAAGUAGUAGUAGCAAGACGUACCUGAAAUCAUGCUUAUGAGACAGAAAAAUGGACACCAGCAAUCCUACCAUCAUGUAAAACAAUUACAGGCUUUCGUUUUACACUCACUUGGCAGGACAGUAGUACCUCCCUGGGCGGUUGCUGUCUACCAACCUACUACCUAUAACUUUUGUUAUUCUAGGUUAAAUAUACAUAGUGUGCUUUUUGACUGAAUUCCACUGUUAGUAUCAUCAAGUUUUUUGCUGGCAGGGAAGCUCAUGGUGGCACAAGUCUUGACUGCAUUAUUUACAUUGCUACUAUGUUAAUGUUACCCAUGAUGAACUGCCUGAAUCUUUCUGGUGUGAGGUGGUAGACAACCCAUACAGUUGUCUUGAGACCUAAAUUGCUGGCAGGUAGCAUAUUCAAAGGCACAAAAAAUACACUUACAAGCGUGGUGCACACAAUUUGGCCCCCUGCAGAUUAGAAUGUCAUCCACAGUUCAGGGGUUAAAUUCUGUUUUCCAUUUUGUAUUUGUUGUUGGCAUGUAUUUAUGCCUUCCAUCAUGUAAAUAGCUCAUAGAAAAUGUCAGUGUACAUCAUCUUGUCAUUAUCAAAAUACUCCUAAAUAAAAAUUUAUUUGACUAAACUAAAAGUGAGGGAGUUCUUUCACCUGCAUUAUUUGAGAAUCAUAAAAUGAAAACUUUAAUGUAUAAGGAGAAGCUGAUAAGAUGAUGAUAUUUGAGGACUAUCUUUGUGUAUAUCUUUAAAUAUCCACAAAACAUGCUUUGGAUGUUGAACAUAUUGAUACACAGGAACCCUGUUGUCUGGAAGUACUCGAUAGUAAUUGUGCUCAGUUCUCUAUGAUUGUACAGCACCUUGUAUAACUAUUCGGGUAAUAUUAAAGGAUAAGUCAGAGUACUAUAGUUGGAACAAUUCAUCACUGAAUCACAAAAUGGAGGUAAAAUUUGCAUUGUUUGGGUCUAUCCUGGACUUGAAAGAUGGCUUAGGAGGAACCAAAAAAUUGUCUAAGUUUCAUCUCAAUUUGUGGCUUGGUUGUGAAUCAGGCAAUGUUAAUAUUCUGGCAGCUUAACCAUGCUGCAGCUCAUAUGGAGUAAAAAUUUUGUCUGAUUUUUUUCACAUUGAGCUGUUCUCAGUUCAUUACUAAUAGCUGAAUAGGAACACCAGGUGUAGAGUUUCUGAUACAUCUUGUUCUGCCUGGAUAUCAAACCUAAGACUUUUUCUGAUGUGAACUGAAUAUUUCUGAGUGCCACAAAUGAUUUCCCAAAAUAGCACCACCAUCACUGUCACUUGUCAAUUGCAAUAUUAGCCAAGAUUUUACCAUUUUUAUAUUUACUGUACCUGUUUGUCAUUGCAGCUUUCUUAUUUGCUAGUUUGCAUCUUUCAUGGCAGUGUCACCCAAAAAUGACUUGGCCACUUGCCAAUUUGCUUUACUCUAUCAUGUAUCACAAAGCUAUAUUCUUCUUUAGGCAAACUGGUCGUAUCCCACCAAAGCAGGGUAGCCCAAAAAGAAAAACAAAAGUUUCUCUUUUUAACUUUAGUAAAGUAUGCAAGAGAAGGGGUCACUAGCCCCUUGCACAAAGCUAUAUAAUACCGAAAAUUAUGUAAAUUAACGUGCAGUAUUUGGAAACUUUAAUUAGGAUAAGUUUUGCUCACCAAGAGCUGUUUCAAUCUAGUAUUUACCCAUGUUCUUUCUCAUUUUGUGGACUAAAAAUGCUCUUGGUGAAUAAAGCAUCUUUUAAGAAUUUUAGCAUUACUCGUCUCAUUUAUCAUCUCAUGUUUUCAUGGGUAUUAUUAAAGAUAAUUAUAAAAAAAUUAUCUUAAUUUUCCUUCUGUUUUACAUCAGUUACUUUGAUCUUUUGUACAGUAAGCUCUCAUAUAAAGCUCCUUUAUGCAGUACAUUUUUUCUAAAUGCAAUUGAAUAUCACAUGGAAUGGCCUUCAGAGUACAUGCUAUUUGAUUUUGGAUGCACUUUUUCCAGUUGCAUUUGCAAAAAAAAAAAUCAAUAUACAGAGCAGCUUUAUAAGAGCUUACUGUAUAUGCUAAUUUUAUGCAUGUGUGAUGUCAUAUUUAUUUCAUAGUAAUUGGUGAAAACAUGUUAAUACAGUCAGUGCCCUUAGGAAAAUAAUUUUUUUAAUCAAAAUAUUUGUCUUGAACAGGGAGGAUAGGAGAGACAGAAAAAGGUAGGUAGUGAGGAUGGAUGAGUUGCUUAAAAGAUUUGUGUGGUGGUAGAGUGGAGGCAAUUCUGUCCUGUACAAGUAUCCAGGACAUUUACUACUACAGUUACUUGCAGAAAUGAAUGUUAGGGUUGUAUGUCUUGGAGACUUAUAAAGAUUGUAGUGGGAAUUACAGAGUAAUGUUUAUGGAAGAUUAGAGCUUCACUGACAGCCUCUGCUUUUCCCGGUUUGUACAAGAGCAGUGGCUACACGUCUACUCAAGAGGGGUGUGUGCCUUAAUGCUGGUGAGGGGGCUCUUAGUCCAAGAACUGGACUUGUUUGAUCCUUUCUUGGAUUAAACCUAAGUGCCUCAUAUUUCCCAGGCAGUAUGUGACUGACCCCUAUGGAUGGAGGACUUUCAUGUAAAUAUAAUACACAUUAUAGAUUGUUAUUGUAUCUUUUGGGAUCUGCUAGGUCUGUAGAGGGUCAUAAGCACCCUAAAGGCACUUAGGGGAGGUUGCCUUGAUGCCAGUAAAGGAAUCUUGAUACUAGGAAUUGAAGCUAUGUACCUCCCUUUCCUUGAAUCAAACUAUCUCCUAUGUUGACCUGUUUAUGAAUUCUCAGGGCUAGUUGCUAUUGAAGUGUCGAGGAUGUCUUGGGUUUUGUGCAGCUGUAUCUUCACAUGAUGGUGGAGCUGGAAAAAGCCUGGAGGAAAAUACAGCUUUGAGAAAACAUAGCAGCUCCAUGAUUGUGUGUUAUUAACUGUCUUUCCCUUCACAUGAUACAGUAUGGCCCUUUUGGGCUUAAGUGUGCAACCCUUUCCUCUUGAAUGUUAUAAGUUUGCAUCAAAUUGGUUAGAAAUUUUUAAAAAAUAUACAUCUGCUCAAGACAGCAAGGGUUACCCCAUUCCUCACAGGUGAUCCAACUGAUCUGAACAACUAUAGACCUAUAUCAAACUUGCCCUUUCUAAAAUAUUUGAAAAAAUAAUACACAAACGACUUUACUCUUACCUUAUAUCCAGCAACAUACUUAACCCUGCCAGUUUGGAUUUAGACCAAAAAAAGUACGAAUAAUGUGAUUAUACAAAUGCUUGAACUAAUAUACAGCCGCUCCUCAGCGCACACUGAGCACACAGACCUAUUCUCUCACAUGUAGGCCUACCAGAUUUCUCCCACCAGAUUUGAAGGCGCUAGAAUUUUGGCGUAGUGUUAUGGGACUGACACCGGCUUGCAAGCCAGUGUCAGGACCGACGGUGAAAAGGUUAAGCCAUCCACCAACAAAAUACCUUUCAUCAGUAGAUGUCUAGAGGAGUCAAAUGCGAUGUUUGCAGCCUUCACAGAGACUCGACACAAAAGAUCACUUUGGCAAUGAAAUAUGGAUUAAUGGGUACAACCUUUUGAGAUGCAACAGAAAGAACAGGGAAUGUUGGCCUGUACAUCAAAGAGUCACUCAUUUGCACAGAUGCUGAACACCACAAGUGAUGUACUUGAAGUUCUAAAUAAAGAUCAAGAACCAAAAUCAAGUCAUCAUGGUUGUAUAUAAACCACCAAAUGCAACCUCCGAACAGUUCGAGUAACAGCUAUUAAAUAUUAAUUACCAUCUGGAAAGCCUUCCAGCCCCAUCCCCAAACAUCUUACUGCUAGGUGAUUUCAACCUAAAGCAUACAAAAUGGAAGAAUGUAGCAAAUAAUGUUAUAGCAGAAACAAUCCCUGGAGGCAGUGCAAAUGAAAAGUCACACGAUCUACUAAAUCUUUGCGAUAAACACACCUUAAGUCAGCAGAUAAGGGAGCCAACAAGACUGGAAAAUACACUUGACCUUAUCUUCACAAAUAAUGAGGACCUGGUAUGAAACAUAAUAUCAAAAACAACUAAUUCCAAUUGCAAUCUAAUCAAAGUUCAGACUUAAAUGCACAAGGGUCCUGACCAGCAAAAUGCAUGUAGCUGUGAAGGAGUCUUCACCAAAUACAGUUUCAACAACAAAAUCAUCAACUGGGAUCAGGUGAACCAUGUCUUAAAUGAAACAUGUUGGGAAGAUAUUUUAAAUAACAUGGAUCCAAACCAGUGCCUAGCAGCUGAAGUAUGUUCAGGGUAUAUUACCCUAAGAAAGAAAAGAAGUAAACUGGAGAAAGAUGCCCCCUCAACAGAAGAAGACAAUGAAUCGCUAACCUCCUCAAGAAUGUUAUAAUCUGAUACAUGGAAGGAAGUGCUGACCAGAUAAGUGGAAAGUAUCAAACUUAAGUUAAAGGAUUCAUACAGGAUCCAGGAGCUAAAUUUAAGCAAUUAGUGAAAUUGAAAGAAAUUCGAAUUAUAUCUUUUUAUAACCAAAAAGCUGUAUAGCCCUUGUGGCUUAGCGCUUCUUUUUGAUUAUAAUAAUAUAACCAAAAAAACAAGACAAAAACCACAUGUAGUAUCAGGCCCUUGCUCAGACAAGAUGGGACUUGCACAGAUGACAACAAAGAAAUGAGUGAGAUACUGAAAUCCCAAUACGACUCAGUGUCCCACUAAUCAGUUUAAAGUUCAACAAUCCAAAUGAUUUUUUCACAAAAACUCCAUCAAUGUAUGCCAAAUUUCUGACAUUACCCUAACUCCAAUAGACUUUCAGAAAGCCACUGACAACUUGCCCAUGUACUCAGCCCCAGGCCCAGACUCAUGGAACUCUGUGUUCAUUAAGAAUUUCUGCAAGAAACCCCUUUUGCAUGCCCUAAGUAUACUAUGGAGAAAGAGCUUAGACAUGGGUAAAAUUCCAGGCACUAAAAACUGGAUAUAGCCCCACUCCAUAAAGGCAGCAGCUAAGAACUAUAGACCAAUAGCUCUAACGUCCCACAUCAUAGAAAUCUUUGAAAGAAUACUAAGAAACAUGAUUUUUUUGUUUUAAUACUUCUGGGUGUCAGGAACGGAUUAAUUGUAUUUACAUUAUUUCUUAUGGGGAAAAUUGAUUCGAAAAUCGUCUAUUUCGAUAAUAGUCCCACUUCCAGAAACGGAUUAAGGACGAUUACUGAGGGACCACUGUACAUCAAAUUUUUGUAGAGAUUUAGCUGGACACAGGGAAUGCCAUAGAGAUUUUUGUGUCUGAUAUUGUGUCUAUGGGUCCGGUUGGUUCUGUAAAUGUAGGUUGCACAGUAGUAGGUGUGAAUGUUCUGUACAGUAAGUUUAGGUCUUUGAAGAGUGGGUUGGGGGGUGUAUUGCCUAACACUGGAUUGUGUGAUUAUUCUUACUGCAGCUUUUUGUUGGGUAUUGUUAUUGGCUUUAGGUGGGUUGCUGCUGUUGAUCCCCAAGCACACAGCAUAGGUGAGGUAGGGAUAGACGAGCGAAUAGUAUGUGAGUAGGGCUGAUUGUGGAGGAUCUCAACCAUUUUGGAUACUUGUUUGUUAUGUGUUGGAUAUGGGUGUUGAAUUUCAGGUUGCUGUCAAGGUGCAGGCCCAGGAAUAUGCCCUCAUUAUGUUUAGCAAUAAGAGUGCUGUCAAUCAUAAUGUUCAGCUGAGCUACACCUGCUCUGCUAAUGUAACACAUGAUUUAAAUGCAGUUCAUAUCAGGUAUUUUACAAGAUAAAAAUAACAAAUAUUAAUGAGUACAGUACCAUUAUUUAGUGAAUUGUAAUGUUUUGGUUUGCAAUUUUCCAUUAAUUUUUCAGGGGCUGUUAAAUCAGUGAGGACGUGUCGAGUGUGCUCUCUAUGGACUGAACCAAGAUGCCCUCCAUCGAGCAACUUUACCAACAGCUUAAGGAAGAAUUGAGGAUAGUGAAGAUGGAGAUUCGGCGAUUGACUGAGGAAAACAAGAGGAUUCAUAGUAGUCCUCCUGUUUUGAGUCCUCAGGUCAAGAAGGGAAACUGGACAGUGGCUGGACAGCAUAGAACGAAGUUGACGAUCAAGAAGACAAGUGGAAAGGUAGAAACGAUUAAGAAGAAAGAGACUGCUGUGGAAACUGUUGUGGAAACAUCUAAUGCAUUCUCCGUGCUACCCGACGAAUGUGAGUUGACUACUGGGAACGUCACAAUGAUGGACACCAAGGAAGGUAAGAAUAUUGUUGUUGUUGGGGAUAGCCAAGUUAGGUACAUGGAUAGGGCAUUCUGCUUGAAGGACAAACGUAGGAGACAGAGGGUUUGUUUUCCUGGGGCUGGGAUGAAGGAUAUUGUUAGCCAUCUGGAUGACAUCAUGAGAGGUAAUGGGAGCAAUCCUAUUAUCUGUCUCAGUGCUGGAGGCAACGAUGUUGGCAGAUGUAGGGGUAAGGACCUGAUUAGCAGGUGUAGGUCAGCAAUAGAAAUAAUUAGGAGGAAGGGUGGGAACCCUGUCAUAUGUGGUAUUUUGCCAAGGAGAGGAGUUGGAAAUGAAUGGUUGUCCAGGGCAAUUGGUGUCAAUUGCUGGCUGGACAAAUACUGUAAGGAAAAUGCGGUAACAUUCACUGACAACUGGGACCUCUUCUAUGGCAGAAAUGACAUGUAUGCCAGGGAUGGGGUUCACUUACCUAGGUCUGGGGUGGGAGCACUGGCCAACGCAGUGGAGGGAGCUGUUAGGACUUUAAACUAGGAAUAGUUAGUGGUAUGGGUUUUGGUGGGAAAACAGUGAAGUCCCAGUGUAGUAAUAUUAUGAGUUCUAGGGGAACUAGUAAUAAGAAGAACGAGGUACAUAUUGAAAAGCCAGUGACACUAGGUGAUAAGGGCAGUAAUAGGUUUAGUAGAAAAACAGAAAUGAGCAGGAAGAGUAAAGAGAAAGGAGGGUCUUUCAAUGUAUAUUAUGCUAAUAGCCGUAGUGCUAGGAAUAAGAUGGACGAGUUGAGAUUAGUUGCUAGUGCAGGUAACAUUGAUGUAUUUGCCUUAACUGAGACGUGGUUUAAUUCAAAAUGUCGGGACAUGCCUGCAGAAUGUCACAUUCAGGGUUUUAAAUUGUUCCAAGUAGAUAGAAGUAUCGGGAAGGGGGGUGGGGUGGCAUUGUAUGUCCGAGAUCGCUUGAACUGUUGCAUAAAAACGGGUAUUAAGUUUGAAGUAGCACAGAGUCUGUUUGGAUAGAAUUUUCAGAGGGGCAUGAAAAAUUGAUUUUAGGUGUGAUAUACCGUCCCCCAAACUUAGAUAGGGACCAAGGGAGACUACUAUGGGAGGAAAUUGUCAAGGCCACAAGGCACGAUAAUGUAGUAAUUCUAGGAGACUUUAACUUUAGUCAUAUUGAUUGGAAUUUCUUGACUGGGAAUUUAGAAUCAUACGACUUCUUAGAAGUAGUUCAGGAUUGUUUUUUGAAGCAGUUUGUGACAGAACCUACAAGGGGAAAUAACCUGCUUGACUUAGUUCUGGCAAACAAUGAAUCCCUUGUUAAUAAUUUAGAAAUUUCAGAGGAACUUGGUGCUAGCAACCACAAAUCAGUUACAUUUAGCAUUGAAUGGAAGCAUGAUAGUAGGGAUAACUCAGUAACAGUCCCAGAUUUUCGCUUAGCAGAUUACGAUGGGCUUAGAGAACACUUAUCAUCUGUUGACUGAGGUAACGAAGAGAACUAUCAAUAUGACAGUUUUCUGAACACUAUACAUGCUGCCCAAAGAACAUUUAUACCUUAUAAAGAAAUUAGAUCAAACAGAAAUGAUCCAAAAUAGAUGAAUAAUAGGCUCAAAUAUCUUUUAGGACAGAAGAAUGGAAUUUAUAGGCAUAUCAAAAGAGGUGAGGGUCAUCUUAUGAAUCAAUAUAUUGACAUAAAGAGGGACGUUAAAAAGAGGAUAAGAAAAGCUAAAUGGGACUAUGAAAUUAAAGUUGCCAGGGAUUCGAAAACUAACCCAAAAAGUUUUUUCCAGGUUUAUAGAACAAAAGUUAGAGAUAAGAUAGGUCCCCUUAAAAAUAACUCACUGACAAGGAGAAUGAAAUGUGCUCUAUUCUUAAUAAUUAUUUUCUCUUGGUUUUCACUCAGGAAGACACUAACAAUAUCCCAGUAAUUAAUUUUUAUAGUGGGCCUGAUGAUGAUAAAUUAUGCAAUAUCACAAUCACUACUGAAUUGGUUAUCAAACAAAUAGACCGGUUAAAGCAAAAUAAAUCCCCGGGCCCUUCAGGGCCCGGGGAUUUAUUUCAAGGGUUCUUAAAGAGUGUAAAAUGGAACUUUGUGAACCAUUGGCUAAUAUUUUUAAUAUUUCUCUUCAAACAGGUGUAGUGUCUGAUAUGUGGAAGAUGGCUAAUGUAAUUCCUAUUUUUAAAGCAGGGGAUAAGCCGUUGCCGUCAAAUUACCGCCCAAUAAGCCUAACCUCAAUUGUAGGCAAAUUACUAGUCAAUUAUAGCUGAUAAUAUAAGAAGCCAUCUCGAUAGGCAUAAUUUGAUUAAUGAUGCUCAACAUGGUUUCACCAGGGGCCGUUCCUGCCUAACUAAUUUAUUAACCUUCUUCAGCAAAGCCUUUGAGGCCGUUGAUCAGGAUAAAGAAUUCAAUAUUGUUUAUUUAGAUUUUAGUAUGGCUUUUGAUAGAGUACCGCACCAGAGAUUGUUAAAGAAAGUGGCAGCUCAUGGCAUUGGGAGAAAAGUGCUGUCAUGGAUCGAGUCAUGGCUCACUAAUAGGAAGCAGAGAGUAUGCUUAAAUAAGGUUCAAUCCGAGUGGGGAUCUGUAACAAGUGGCUUACCACAGGGAUCAGUCUUAGGCCCGUUGUUAUUUAUAAUAUAAAUCAAUGACCUUGAUGAGGGUAUUACUAGUGAUAUGAGCAAAUUCGCCAAUGACACAAAGAUAGGUAGGAUAAUUGAUUCAAACGUAGAUGUUAGGGAACUUCAGAAGGUUUUAGACAAACUCUAUUCUUGGUCAGAAAAGUGGCAGAUGCAGUUCAAUGUAGAUAAAUGCAAGGUACUGAAGCUCGGGAGUGUCCAUAACCCUAGCACUUAUACGUUAAAUAAUGUAGAACUUAGCCAUACAGAUUGCGAAAAGGACUUGGCCAAGGGUUAUGGUGAGCAGCAACCUUAAACCAAGACAGCAGUGCCUAAGCAUAUGUAAUAAGGCAAAUAGAAUACUGGGAUUUAUAUCAAGAAGUGUAAGCAACAGAAGUCCAGAAGUUAUACUACAGCUUUAUACAUCAUUAGUAAGGCCUCACCUAGAUUAUGCAGCUCAGUUCUGGUCUCCAUAUUACAGAAUGGAUAUAAACUCAUUAAAAAACAUUCAGCGUAGAAUGACUAAAUUAAUACAUAGCAUUAGAAAUCUUCCUUAUGAAGAAAGAUUGAAGACUCUUAAAUUACAUUCACUUAUUAGACGAAGAAUGAGGGGAGACAUGAUCGAAGUGUAUAAGUGGAAGAUGGGUAUUAAUAAAGGGGAUAUUAAUAAGGUCUUGAGGAUGUCUCUCCAAGAGAGAACUCGCAGUAAUGGAUUUAAAUUAGACAAGUUUAGAUUUAGAAAGGAUAUAGGAAAGUAUUGGUUUGGAAAUAGGGUAGUUGAUGAGUGGAACAGUCUACCUAGUUGGGUUAUUGAGGCUAGGACUUUGGGUAGUUUCAAAUUUAGGUUGGAUAAAUAUAUGAGUGAGAGGGGUUGGAUUUGAGUGGGACUUGAAAAUUAGUGGAUAGAGUUAUCAGAGCUUAUUUCUUGGGUAGCAUUGAAAACUGGGUUGGGCAGAUGUUUUGUUAGUGGGAUGGAUUGUAAAGGACCUGCCUAGCAUGGGCCAACAGGCCUACUGCAGUGAUCCUCCUUUCUUAUGUUCUUAUCAAGGACCAUAACAUUGUAUCAAUCACAUCUGCUAGAAAAAUGACAGGAUGGAUAAUGAGAACCUUCAAAACUAGGGAGGCCAAGCCCAUGAUGACACUCUUCAGGUCACUUGUUCUAUCUAGGCUGGAAUAUUGCUGCACACUAACAGCACCUUUCAAGGCAGGUGAAAUUGCUGACCUAGAAAAUGUACAGAGAACCUUCACGGCGCGCAUAACGGAGAUAAAACACCUCAAUUACUGGGAGCGCUUGAGGUUCCUAAAACUGCAUUCCCUGGAAUGCAGGCGGGAGAGAUACAUGAUUAUAUACACCUGGAAAAUCCUAGAGGGACUAGUACCGAACUUGCACACGAAAAUCACUCGCUACGAAAGCAAAAGACUUGGCAGACGAUGCAACAUCCCCCAAUGAAAAGCAGGGGUGUCACUAGCACGUUAAGAGACCAUACAAUAAGUGUCAGGGGCCCAAGACUGUUCAACUGCCUCCCAGCAUACAUAAGGGGGAUUACCAACAGACCCCUGGCAGUCUUCAAGCUGGCACUGGACAAGCACUUAAAGUCGGUUCCUGACCAGCCGGGCUGUGGCUCGUAUGUUGGUUUGCAUGCAGCCAGCAGCAACAGCCUGGUUGAUCAGGCUCUGAUCCACCAGGAGGCCUGGUCACAGACCGGGCCGCGGGGGGCGUUGACCCCCGGAACUCUCUCCAGGUAAACUCCAGGUAGGCAUGCUGAAAAAGGACUACUGAAAUGGAGCAGCAGGUGACUAAGAUAAUUUACUUCUCCUGGAUCAGUUAAACGUGAUAAAUUACAACCCCUGGUCUCCUAAAGAUGCCUUUACAAUGCCUUAUCUUCAAAACAUUAAUUUUACAGUAACUUGAUAGGGAUGAACCUUAGUUUUUGUGCUUCAUAAAGGUGUUUAGCAUUUCACAAUGCAUCACUGGCUCCCCGAUUUAUUUAUAUGGUGCACACUGACCAUGGAGACCCAUGUGGGCCUACCAGCUUUCUCCUGCUUGAUCUGAAGCCGCUAGAAUUUUGGCGUAUUAAUACGUCAAACAUGGUGGCAAGACGUAUAUAUACGACCGUAACAGUCAAAGGGUUAAGUGAGGACAGGCUGUAUACUACAAACUCUAAUCAUACAAUACAGAGAAAAAAUAAUGUGAGGGACCUGUGAGUUGUAAUGUCUGAGGAUCUUGCUUUCAAGGAUCGCAACAGUGCCACGAUCACAACUGCAAAGAAAAUGAUAGGAUGGAUAAUGAGAAUGUUCAAAACAAAACAUGCCAAGCCAAUGAUGAUCCCUUUUAAAUCACUUGUCCUCUCUAGGCUGGAAUAAUACUGUACAUUAACAUCUCCAUUCAAAGCAGGUGAAAUUGCAGAUCUAGAGAAUGUACAGAGAACCUUAGCUCCUGGGAAUGCUUGGAAGCACUUGACUUGUACUCAAUGGAACACAAGUAAGAGAGAUAUCAAUCUACACUUGGAAAAUCCUAAAAGGAAUGGUCCCUAAUCUACACACACAAAUCACUCUUUAAAAGCAAAAUACUUGGCAGGCAGUGCACAAUACCCCCAAUGAAAAGGUGCCACUGGUACACUAAGAGAAAACACAAUAAGUGUCCAGGGCCCAAGACUGUUCAACAGCCUCCCACCAUGCAUAAGGGAAAUUACCAGUAGACCCCUUGCUGUCUUCAAGAAGGAGAUGGACAGAUAAUUAAAAUCAGUGCAGGAUCAGCCAGGCUGUGGUUUGUUAGACUGCAUGUGGCCAGCAGUAACAGCCUGAUUGAUCAGGCUCUGAUCCACUGAAAGGCCUGGUCAUGGACUGGGCCGCAAGGGCAGUGAUCCCCGGAAUGCCCUCCAGGUAUGGGUGGUGUAGUAUAGCUGCAAAACAUAUUUUGGUGAACAAAAACACAUUAUUUAGGAUAUAUUCUACUUUUUUAAAUUUAUAUCACACUCGGGUUAAAUUUCUCAGUUCUCAGGUGAUACUACUAAAAAUAUGCUUUCAUUUUUUAAGGGCCUUAAAAUAACUUUCAUACCAUCAGUGGUAACCAUGACUAGAUAUAUGGGAAACUAGAGACAAUAAUGCCUAACAUGUUACCUCUUGAAAGUUCUCAUGAAAAUGUUGAUUAUUAUAAUCAAAAAGAAGCGCUAAGCCACAAGGGCUAUACAGCGCUGCAUGAAAAAAAAUGUUGAAACCACAAGCAUAUCAAGAGGCUGCGAAAAUGUUGUGUUCCAAUAUAUGCUGCACAUUAAGUCACAUUACAUAACAUUAUGACUGGCCAUUUUGUUAAACCUUGUAUAAAUACUUUAUCUGAGUCACAACAUUUUUACUCUUGAGCCCAAUUUAAAGCAAUAUUAUGAGCAUUAUCAAAGCUUAUUACAGUAUUCUUGGGAUGAAAGUUGCCUAAAGGCUCUAACUUGAAGGGGAAAACAAAUACAGUGGUCCCUUGAAGAUGUAUCAUACCUCUAAACUAUCAUGACUCAAAACCUCAAAAUACAUAGUUUUAUAGUAAAUCAUUCCAAUACCCAGGCAUCUUUUACUGUACCUUUGGACUUACAUGUUCACAGAUAUAAUUUGUAGGCACUGUAUCUCCCUUUAUCUGCUGCUCUCUUAUCCACAAAAACAAUGAUCUCUCUUUCUCUAUAAUUUCUCUUCCUUUUUUCCACUAGCUUAGAUUCAUCAGCCACUUUAAUACUUUUUGCUUGAUAACAGAUUGUGGAAACCCGUAUUCAUACACCAAUGCAAUAAUUCUAAUUCCAUGCUUUGUCACAAUUUCUUGCUUGAUCUUCAGAGAAAUUGCCUGUUUCUAUGCACUUUACGAGUCAUGAUGACUUGUUAACACAAAAGAUGGCAUAGUUAAAUCACAAAUGUAUGUAGUAUCUCAAAUUUAUCUUUGUAACUCAAAACUAAAUUCCUUCAUGAGGGUAAAUCGUAACUCAAGACCAUUCGGACUCCAGAGACCACUAGAUAAGUAAAUUACUAUGUCCAAAUCAUAACUUACAUUACUUUCAUACUUAUUGUUGUCAUUUAAGUACAGUGGAACCCUCGGUGUCGAAGCUAAUUCAUUCCAGAACGCUGCUCAAGUACCAAACAAAUUUUUCCCAACUAA
Cherax quadricarinatus is the source of this 16961-nucleotide messenger RNA. The record is from RefSeq and is a predicted model, not a curated record. NCBI's taxonomy places the organism in Eukaryota, Metazoa, Arthropoda, Malacostraca, Decapoda, Parastacidae.